Messenger RNA from Symbiodinium sp. CCMP2456, 870 nucleotides. The record is from the annotation of a GenBank genome assembly. Lineage: Eukaryota; Dinophyceae; Suessiales; Symbiodiniaceae.
AUGGCCUUGCUGAAUGGCUUCAGCAGAGAGGAGUACCCAAACGGUGACUCCUACGAAGGCCAGUUUAAGCGUGGAGCUCGACACGGGCCUGGGACCUACUACUGUGCCGAUGGCGGUUACUACGAGGGGGAGUUCAACGAAGGGAUGAUGCAAGGGGCUGGGACGUUUUACUAUCCCGGCAGAGAGUGCUACACCGGCCAAUGGCUCAAGAGCAAGCGCGAUGGCUACGGCAAGUUCUCGUAUGACGACGGAGCCGAGUACGAGGGCCGCUGGGUUGCCGAUUUAAGGCAUGGCCAGGGUCUGAUGAAGUAUCCAGAUGGGUCCGCUUACAACGGCAGCUGGGUUGACGACAUGCGGCAUGGCCAGGGGCAGAUGAGCUUUGGCGAUGGAGCACAGUACAGUGGCGGUUGGCUAAAUGAUGCUCGCCAUGGUUUCGGUUCAUACAGGUUGCCCAACGGCAGCUGCUACGAUGGUGACUUCAAAGCGGACAUUCCGGAGGGCAAGGGUCGCCUUCAUGAUGCGGAUGAAGAAAGCGAUUACGUGGGAGAGUUCCAUGAAGGUUUGAGGUCUGGUCAAGGGAAGUGUACAUAUCAAACGACUGGAGAAAAAUUCUCUGGCGAAUGGAAGGGUGGCGUGCGAGUGCGCGGAGUUAUGUUCCUGGAGUCUGGAGAAGUCGAAAGGGUUGGCUACCUCAACGACAAGGUCGUGAGGCGAGAGAAGCUCAGCCCAGCAGAGCAGCAGCGCCUGGUGGCGGAAGAGACAGGGCAACCCUUGCAGAAGGAGUUGGCAUCUGACGAGCUCAUAGACGUCCUCCCUGUGGACCAGGUUGCAGCUCUUGGGCCUGGCCCUGCCGAAGCGAUCGCUGCGUGA